AUGGCGGAACUACUCUUAGAUCCAAAAAUUAGAUUAUGGGUGUUCCUUCCCAUCGUUAUUAUCACUUUUUUGGUUGGUAUUGUGAGGCACUAUGUUUCUAUCAUUCUAUCCUCCCAGAAGAAAAUUGAGCUGCUGCAGGUCCAGGACAGUCAAGUAAUGAUUCGUGCUCGUUUGCUGCGUGAGAACGGGAAAUAUAUCCCACGGCAGUCGUUUGCGAUGCGCCGUCACUGGUUCAACAAUGAAGAGACUGGAUACUUCAAGGUUCAGAAGAGAGCUGCCACUUCUCAGAAUCCCAUGACUGACCCUGGCAUGAUGACUGACAUGCUGAAAGGCAAUGUGACCAAUGUAUUGCCUAUGAUUGUCAUUGGAGGCUGGAUCAACUGGAUGUUCAGUGGUUUCCUUACCACCAAGGUACCCUUCCCCCUGACACUUCGUUUCAAGCCAAUGUUGCAGCGGGGAGUAGAACUGGCCUAUUUGGAUGCAUCAUGGGUAUCCUCUGCUUCAUGGUACUUCCUCAAUGUCUUCGGUUUACGCACCAUCUACGCUUUAGUUUUAGGAGAGAAUAAUGCUGCAGACCAGUCUAAAAUAAUGCAAGAACAAAUGUCUGGUGCUGCUAUGGCGAUGCCUCAAGACCCGAAAGCCGCAUUCAAAGCCGAAUGGGAAGCUCUAGAGAUCACAGAGCACCGGUGGGCAGUUGCUAGUGCAGAAUUAGAUGUACUCAGUAUAUUGGAUGACCAUCAACAUGAACCACAACAAUAA
This is a messenger RNA of Spodoptera littoralis (African cotton leafworm), 759 nucleotides long. The record is from the annotation of a GenBank genome assembly. NCBI's taxonomy places the organism in Eukaryota, Metazoa, Arthropoda, Insecta, Lepidoptera, Noctuidae.